GCAGCAGCAGCAGCAGAAGCAAGCGCCGCCGCCGCUGCCAUGGGAGCUGUAACCGACGAUGAAGUUAUUCGUAAGAGACUUUUGAUUGAUGGAGAUGGUGCAGGGGAUGACAGACGAAUUAAUUUGCUGGUGAAGAGUUUCAUCAAGUGGUGCCAUUCUGGAUCUCAGGAAGAAGGCUAUACUCAGUAUCAGCGCAUGCUCAGCACUCUUUCACAAUGUGAAUUUUCAAUGGGAAAAACUUUACUAGUAUACGACAUGAAUCUCAGAGAAAUGGAGAACUAUGAAAAAAUCUACAAAGAUAUAGAAAACAGCAUAGCUGCAGCUCAUGAAAAAAUUGCCGAGUGCAAAAAGCAAAUUCUUCAAGCGAAAAGGAUACGAAAAAACCGCCAAGGCAAUUGGAAGCUCUGGGGAAAGAACUGCAGCAUCUGUCUCAUAUCAAAGAAAGUGUUGAGGACAAACUGGAGUUGAGACGGAAGCAAUUUCACGUUCUUCUGAGCACCAUCCAUGAGCUUCAGCAAACACUGGAAAAUGAUGAGAAACUUUCUGAAGCUGAAGAAUCAUCAGAUGCUCCAAUGGAAGCAGAGGAUAAACAAUAGAUGUGUAUAGCUCAGCAAUCUGGUAGUAUGUUUUCCUGAAGAUGAUUAAUAACUAGGGUUUGAAUUCAUUUUGUAUAUUAUUUCUUUGUCCAAAGUAACUAUAAUAUGUUUCUAUCUGAAUGAAUCCAUGCUUAUUUACAAUAAAUUCUUGAAAUUACACAAUAAAAUAA
Molecule: messenger RNA, 766 nt
Organism: Thamnophis sirtalis
Lineage: Eukaryota; Metazoa; Chordata; Lepidosauria; Squamata; Natricidae
Source: RefSeq, a predicted model, not a curated record